Molecule: messenger RNA, 5043 nt
Organism: Mobula hypostoma (lesser devil ray)
Lineage: Eukaryota; Metazoa; Chordata; Chondrichthyes; Myliobatiformes; Myliobatidae
Product: disintegrin and metalloproteinase domain-containing protein 9-like
Exons: 22
Coding region: 214-2664 (816 amino acids)
Biological process (GO): proteolysis
Cellular component (GO): plasma membrane
Molecular function (GO): metalloendopeptidase activity
Source: RefSeq, a predicted model, not a curated record
UUCCAAACAGAUGCUCUGGUACUCCUCCUACGCAAUCACAAGGUUAAGGAAUGGGCAUUCCGAUCUAAAUCUGCUGCAAGCCGUGCAAAGUUUACUCUGAUGUCAUCAGUGGCCAAACUCGUUUCUCUGGUCCGUUUGGAUGUUAUUUAUACCUGACUACAAGUUGUUCGGACCAAAUUACGAGUGGUUGAAGCACAGAAUGAGCCCUGGUCAAUGGCGUGGGGUCUGAUCACUGGGUGCCCGUCCAGACCAUCUAGUUGGAUGUUACUCUUGGUAGAGCUUUUACUGCUGGGAUUCUGCAUUAGCAGCAGGACAGGUGCGGCAUCCCAUCAAACAUCUAAUCUGCCUGCCUAUGAAAUCACAAUUCCUGAACUUAUACCGGAACGGACGAAACGAGAUGUUGCCCAGGAACAGAGGAUGGAUAAAGUAUCAUAUUCAAUUGUUUUGGAAGGCAAAACAUAUAUAUUAAGGCUUGAAAAAAAUAAGAAGCUGCUAACUAAGGAUUUUGUGCAAUAUACAUUUGGUAGAGGUGGCAAAAUGAAGUCAUCACAACCUAAGAUUCAGAUCCACUGUUACUACCAUGGAAUUGUGGAAGGCAUUAGUAAUUCAAAUGUUUUGCUCAGCACUUGUGUGGGCAUCAGGGGAAUUAUUUACAUUCUUGAGAAAGGUUUUGUAAUUGAGCCUUUGGAAGGUUCAUCUACAUUUGAGCACCUAAUCUAUCGACUGGAAGACCCAGAGGCAGAACCCUCUGUGUGCGGUGUAUCUCACCAUGACAGACCUGCAACUCAUAACCAUCAUCACUUGAACUAUGGAAGUUUACCACAGAAUCUUAGGGUAAAGCGAGUUGUUUCACCAAAACCCCAAUACGUGGAAUUGGUUUUGGUUGUAGAUAAUAACAAAUAUAAUCUUCACAACAGAAAUGAAACUCUGAUUCAGAUUCAAAUGGUUGAAUUGGUUCAUCUUGUAAGCGGAAUGUUUAAAUCUUUGAAUGUUGCCGUAUUAUUGACUGGUCUGGUAAUCUGGAAAGAUGAAGAUCAGAUUGAUAUCACUUCAGAUGCUGGGGAAGUUUUGAGUAAUUUCGUACAAUGGCGUCAACGAGUCCUGCUCCCUGAGAAGCAACAUGACAGUGGACAUCUGAUUCUAGGCAAAGCACAGUUUAGUGGCAUUCUUGGACUAGCCUACGUAAGCACAAUCUGUUCUUCCAGGCUUGGAGGUGGAAUUGAUGUUUUUGCAAACAGUAAUGUGGCAAAGGCUGCAACGCUUCUUGCUCACGAAUUAGGGCAUAACAUGGGCAUAAAGCAUGAUACUACUGCUCAAUAUUGUAAAUGUUCGGAGUCUACUUGCAUCAUGAAUCCAACUCUUACAAAUUCCAUGGAGUUCAGUAACUGCAGUGAGAAAGAUUUUAUAAGCCUGGUUGCGAGUGGAAGGGGAUUGUGUCUUCGAAAUGAACCCAGGGUGGAAGAUUAUUAUUCUUUCCCAUCCUGUGGCAAUAACAUUGUGGAUGAGGGAGAGGAAUGUGACUGUGGAACACCGAAGAAUUGUAAAAAUCCCUGCUGCAAUGCAGCCACUUGUACUUUAACGUCAGGAUCCGACUGUGCCCAAGGGAGGUGCUGUAAAGACUGCAGAUUCCUUCCCGCAGGAACAUUAUGCAGAGCUGUAACUGAUGUCUGCGACCUCCCAGAGUAUUGCAACGGCUCGUCAUCCUUCUGCCAGCCUGAUGUCUUUGUCCAGAAUGGCUACCCAUGUGCAAACUCAAAAACGUACUGCUAUGGAGGAGUAUGUCAGACCUACGACAAACAGUGUCAGGAUCUCUUUGGCCCGUUUUCACAGCGUGCUCCAGAUGCAUGUUUUUUUCAUGCAAACGUGCAGGGCGAUAGGUUUGGGAACUGUGGAUACCAAAAAUCAGGUUUCAAAAAGUGCCAUGGAAGCAACGUUGCCUGUGGUAAAAUUCAAUGCAUUAAAGUGACGGAGAAACCUGCAGGUGUUGACACGAGCACUGUAUCUAUUGAUGGUACUGAAUGUGUGAAUGCUAACUUCCAUGUGGGCACAGAUGUCAUAGAUCCUUCGUACGUGAAUACAGGCACUGGCUGUGGCAAGGACAAGGCUUGCAAAGAUUUCACAUGUGCUAGUGCUGACAACCUGGGAUACGAUUGUAAUGAGACGGAGAAAUGCAAUGGCCUCGGUAUCUGCAAUAAUAAGAAGAACUGCCACUGUAAUGAUGGGUGGGCACCACCCAACUGUGCAACCAAGGGAUAUGGAGGAAGCAUAGACAGUGGACCCACACGCAUAGAUACAUCAGUUCGAGAUGGCUUGCUGAUAUUUUUCUUAUUGGUGGUCCCGGUCCUUCUAUUGAUUGGCUUGUUAAUUUUUUUCAAACGUAAUGCAAUAAAGCGAUCAUGGAGAAAGAGGAAUUCCUCCAGCAGUAGAGCACAAAAUAAAAGGCAACAACAGAACACUUAUGCAAACCGAGACAACCAGAAAAACAUUGCGACUGUUUCUACAACAAAUGUCUACGAGAAUGUCAUUCCACAGAGGCCAGGUGUUUCAACAGAAAAACAAGCUCUUUCUGCACCGAGACAUCAGAUUCCUGUUGUACCUCCUAAACCUCUUGUGCCUCCAAGACCUACUGUGCCUCCAAGACCUACUGUGCCUCCCAGAUUCUAAGUUCGAUCCACAUCACUUAAUGGAAAUCUAGUAUUUGAAUUACAUUUUGUUAUAUUACUGAUUGCGUGAAAAUCUCAGAAAAUCAAAAGACAAAACAAUAUUUUUGACUUCUUAAUAUUAUUGCCAAUUAUGACAAUGACUGUUAAGAAAUGGUUAUUCUAGGCUUAAUCAGUUUUGUCGAAUUUUUAAUGGAAAUGCAGUUUUUUUGUGUCAUAACUAGAAUAACAUUAGGGUCUAGGAUGAAAAGCUACAAUCUCCGAGGAAUAUUAUUUUUUAAUGGAACCAAGCAGGGAAAAAUUGUUGUUGUUAAUAACAGUACUUUACAAAGGAAAUAGUCAACUGAAGGGAGCUUGAUUUUAUUACUUAGAAAAUAACCACUGAUCUUCAAAACUUGGAUCACAUAGUACCACGCCUGAACUGCACAUAAAAUUGCUCAGGCAACUUAUAGUCAUCCAAAAAUCAUCUUAAAUAAAAUAAAUUCUUGAAAUAAUGCAAAUGGAAAUACCACUGCAGAUGAAGGACGGAGAAUUCAGAAUUCUGAUGCAAAUGCAAGAAAACAUCACAAGUAUAAGUUAUUCCCAGGUGUGGAGUGCCCUAACUAGUCAACCUGAAAAAAAUCACGAAAAAUACAGGAAUUUUCUUUUUUUUUUUGCUUACCUUUGUGGGACUAGGAAGGUCCACUCUGAACAUCGCAGAAAUUCUGACCCAUUGCUGGGCCACUCCAUUCCACAGGCACAGCGUACCAGUUUCUUUAUACUUUAUACAGUUAGUUUAUAAUGAAGGAAAGGACUUCACUGUUCUUCUACUAAUAUCCAAAAGCCUCAGGCUGAAAUGGGCUUAGGUAAAGCCAUUAUUAUAUUGACUUUAGUUCUGGACACUUAAAUUUCUUCACUGAGGUAAUCAAUAUGUUCCUUGUAUUUGCUUAUUUUAUGUUCAUUUAGCUAUUGCACUUUAUUAAUGUCCAUGUAUCUCGUAACUGUCACUAUAUGCCUCUACAUUUAUCUUGCAAUCACCACUAUUUUAGUCACAUGAACCUAAUUUAUGUAUAUUUUGAUGCAGAAUAACUUUUGAUCAAAAGUGGAAAGUAGUUGCUUACUCAUUGGCAAAAGCAGGGACACUAAGAUCAAAAGUAAUAUGUGAGUACAGUACUUUAGGGGGAAGGAAGUUGUCAAUUGGUUACAAUUUGCUUUUCACUUUCUGGAAGAAUGCAAUCAAAUUGGUUGAAAGGUUUGUGAGUUUAUAAUGUAAAAAUGGAAAACACCAUUUUAAUGUUGAUGUAGGUUGAAAUAUUUUAAAGGUGUUGUUCUAAAAUGCUCCACAGGGAAUUUUUCAGAUCUUCAAUUGUCCACAUUGCUUCAAGCACAUAUUUAGAAAUGAGUUGGCAAAAAUGAAAUGUUAACAAAUAUUUUUAGUACACCUUCCCAUGAAAACUUAAGUAUCAAACCUCAACUUCCAUUUAAUUUUAAAAUUAAAUUAUUUAAAUCCUAUUUUAUUUCAACAACCUAAGUUAGAGCAACAAAAAUAAAAAUAACAUUUGAAUCUAAUAGUUCAUAAUUUUUCUGCAAAUCCAAAUCAAGGUCCGUUGCUGAGGCCAGAUUAACUGUUAUGAUAUCGCUCUGAACACGUGAAAGGGUUAAAUUUCAACCAACGUGUGAAUUCUUGACAGUAAAUAUCAACUUUCUGGAUCUCCACCUACAAAAGGACCACACCUUACAUACAGAAAUUCCUGGCUAACAACUAAAAAUAUAAUUUUUACUGGUGCAUUCAUUACAAAAUUUAAGAGGGUAUAAAAUUGUAGUUUAAACUAAAGAGAAAAAAAUUACCCAAUAAAAACUUAAGGGAUGCAUUUCACAGAAUAGACUGACUUACUGACUAGAAUAUGCAGAAAGUAAAGUGCAUACAUUGUUAAAUCAAAAGUAAUCCAUAUUGUAAUAUUCCUAAAUAGAACAUUUUGUUCUUGGAAAAGCAACAUCCUGUUGAUAUGCUCCUUUGACGUCAGCUAGAUAGAAGCCAAUGUUAAACAUGCUUGCAUUGAUGAGCAUGAUUUGCUUCCUUGCCAAUUAUAAUGCAUUCUUUAAAAAGUGGGAUUGAAAUUCAUCCUUCAAGAUUUGCAGUAAACACACAUUGUAUGAUGGUUGUAUGAGGUUCCAAAAUUCAACUCUAUUGAAGUUGGUGGAAAUGAAUUACAGAAGUGGAGUACCACACCCAAUCACAACUCACAUGCAUAUUUAUUGCACAAGUACUUUGCACAUGUCUUGCAUAUUAAAGCACCUCCAGUGUUCCAUGACUGCUAAAAAUAGGAACUGAUCUUAAAUUACACCUUGCUCCAAAUAUCCACUUUUUAAAAUUUUGAAUAAAUUUGAUUGAUUUUGACCAUGA